AUGAGGUAUACAUCCGCUAUUCGUUGUGAUGUCACUCUUCCUCAAAAGUCUACUCCGGAUUGCAAGAUCGUAAGAAAAGCUGCCCUUGCUGAAAACAAGAAGACGUGGACUUUAAAACAUGAUCCAGAUGUGUAUGGCUUCGCCCGUUUGAACAUGACCCCAGAGGAGCUAGCUCCUAUUGUUUUGAAGGACCCCUUUACGAGAUACUACACUACAGCAUACAAUCAGACCCUGAGGACAAAUGAGAAAGUUUUGGCACAGUACAUCAAACAGACUUUAGGGCAGCCAAUCGAUGACUUCUCAGAAUAUCUUGCGAUGUCUGAGUAUUUCCAGACGGUACUGGAGCCUCUUGUGGGGUAAUUACUGUGUUAUUGUUUUCUUGCGAAAUCCAUUGUGUUGUUCAAUAUUUGGCUAGAGGUAGGCAGCUGAGAGUUUAAAACCCUGACCCGGUUUAGGACAAAAAAAUCCUCAAAUCUACCCUGUUUAGGACAACACCCUCAACUGUAUUGCCAUCUUAUUUUAGUCAUUUAUUGGCAAUUGCAAUUACGAAAUUCACGUUAUAGUCCUUUUGAAGACAAAUUUCAACUCAUGCAAUCGUGCCGGCAAUACUGUGUUUAAUUAGGACACACUUGCAGCAAAUUAUGUUUCGCCGACAAGGAAUGUGGAAUCCAGUUCCUGGAAUCCGGAUUUGACAACGUGAAAUCCAGGAUGUAAGACCGGGGCCCACUUACCCCUCCCCUAAGCCAACAUUAUGCUUACUUCUCACGUUGGCUUAGGGAAGGGGUAGGUGAGGUGACUUAAUAUUUCAUAUAGUGGAAAUACAAGCUGAUCAUGGGAGAAGAAAAAAAAAAGGUCAAUCAACCUUAAAUUACCUAUAUGUCGUUACAGGAAUACGCCACGCUAGCUUCAAGGCACGAAGCUUUUAUUAACGACAAGACGAAAUGGAUAAGCGACAAAUACUUCACCCAGCAACGCCUAGCUGGGACUAACCCAAUGUCACUCCAACGCGUGACAGUUCAUGAACGAGGUAAGGCUGCCGCAAAAUGCGUAGUACUGGGGGGUUGGGUGGCUGCGGUGGUAAUCAACAAGGUUUUCUACGGGGAAGCACUGUCCCGAGGUUCAACCCCUUAACCUUUUAUAUAAGACUAUGAGAAAAUUCCAAAGCCAGGACGUUUUCUCGAAUUUUUCAAGGCCGUAAAAUGCAUCUGUUAGCCCAUUUACAGACCGAAAUGACAGAUUUCGCUACCCUUUCAUAUACUUGAAAAAGUGAGAUCCCUAGCCUUUCAUACACCUGAAGCAGCAGGUGGUACCCCUUUCGGGCGGAGUUUCCCCGUAUAGGCCAUUAUAGGGAGUACCCCUUUCCCAAGUGCUUAGUUCAUAAGAGUGUUUCACUUGAGGCGAUGCUUACCAGCAAAUCUUAUCCUUUUCAACCAAUGCUCUGUCUCAAACUUUUGAAUAUGAAUGGAUCAUAGUUAGUAGAGGAAACUGCUUAGGAAACCCGGCAAACAUCAAAGUUGAAAACAAUGGUGCUGUAGAUUAUGUUGGAAGCUCCCUGACCGUGCACAAUCCUUUGUUUUUUGUUCACCAAUUGUGACUGAAUAAAUUAAUGUGAUGUUUCUAUGAAGGAAUGCUAUUGAACGUUGUGCACGAUUAGGUCCGAAAAAGUUAACAAAAACCUAUAACAAAGGAGCCUAAAGAGUUUCCCAACCAUUCCACUUCAACAACUACGAACGGAUCAAAGAAUGCUAAAUUCUCUACCGAAUUAAAAUAAUUAAAAACCUUGUUUCUCUCAAGAAGGUGACAUGCACAGUCUUUGAAAUAUGCCAAUUGACAAAACCAAGUCAGCCAAGUCGUUUAGACGUUUCACUCUGGUUUAUUCCAACAUUAUCUUCUAGAAUUAUUGUGAAAUUAUAGUUUGAUAAAACCACGGUUGUAGAAGAUAUGAUCAAAAGAAAUUUAUAAAAAACAGGAUGUUAAAAGAAUUUAGCAGACGUAAACAUGAAGGUAAUCACUAGCCGUGUGAAGAAAUCUUGGCUACUAUAACUUUGCUACUAUAUAUGCCAUGAAAGAGAAAUUCACCACAGACACAUUAAGAGUGAUGAUUUCAACAAACCUCAACGAACUUCAUGCAACAAAACGUAAGCGGAGGUCGGUGUAUAAAUGAAAUGGGCAUGCACGGCAUUGUGGUAAAAAUCCGGUGCAUUGUGGUUAAAAAUCUAGAUGCAUCGUGGUUAGAAAUCGAAACUUUUUGUCCUUGUACAGAUAGAUCUGCUGCUCGCUCGCUACAGGCUCGCUCGCGCGGCAGCAAUUAUUGAAGUUAAUUGCUGUCAUUGUAACAAUAUAAACCAAGAGAGAAUGAUCUCUCUUGUAUAAACAGAGGCUUUGCUUUUAGCCGUGGCCAAAUCUAUAAAUCGUAGCUGAAGCCUGCAAAAAGUAGCCCUUUCUCGCGGAGCCUCCCCGUAUAGGCAAUCAUAGGGAAUACGCCUGGGAUUUUUUUUAGUCAUAUGGCUAAUAAUGCCUACCUGUAUUCUAAAAGGUGACCUUGGAUUUCUGCAUGGGAGACUAGGUUGGCGCUGCAAGGUGAUAACAACUGAUGGCAGAUGCUGCCGUUUUCCUUUCAAAUACUGGUUUAAAACAUACAGGACGUGUACCGUAAAACAUCACCACAGGCCAUGGUGUAGAACCUACGCAGGAUUUCCAAGAUGGGGAAACUGCAAAGGUGAACUUCAGUCGUCAAAUAUUACUAUUAAGUACUAUUGCUUAUUAACAGUCAGCACUCAGUCGCUGAUGACACUCAGUCUAAAUGAACAGUCGUCGAAGUAAGGUUUUUUUUUUUCAAAUGCUCCAGCCUGCUUAGGACAAUUGCAGCUUUUGCCCUUUUAUAUCUAUUAAGUACACUUGAGCACUGAAAUUUAUAGACUAUAUAGAGGACUCAUGAUCAAGUCCCGGUAAUGUCUACGGCACUUAAGAAGUGUUUAAAAAACUCUACGGAACUAAACUGAACUGAACUAGUCAUUGUAGUUGGGAAUGUAAUUACUAUAUAUCAUUCCUUAUUUUUUCAUAUCAUUCCAAGUUCCUGAAAAGCCUGCAAGGCCUGCGCUAGUAGGUUUGGAUUGGAGCAAACUGAAGGAAACGCUUAACCCUAACUUUGACUGGGAUGCCGCUGUACAAGCUGUUCUUUCGAGACAUUACACUUUGAAAAAGGUAUGAGGUCUCUUCAACAGUCUGUUAAUAUAUAGUUAGUCCACCAAGCGACAGUUAAUAGAUUGGAAUGGUUAUGAGGUCCGUCAGACUUUGUUAAUGUUUUAGUGGAAAUGGUGGUAGGCUCGAUUACCAGCCGCUUUUCGGGAAAUGUGAAUGCGCUCCUUCCACGAACAGUCUCUUCUUGGGAAGGACCGAGAGAGCGGGUAGUGCUUGGUGUAAGACUGCCCAAAAUGUCCCAAGAGGCGAAAAUCCAGCCUAACUUGGAGGUGCGCAAAGUUCAAUAGCAUUCCUAUUACCUUGACCUUACUGACCAAUAAAAAACGUCACAUUGUUAUAUUCCGUCACAAUUUGUGAACAGAAGGCAAAAGAUUAAGUACCAUUAUAAUUGAGUUCCCGAAAACUAUAAAAUACGGCUGGCUGAGAGCAUCAUGUUUGGUUACAUUUAAUGAUUGUGAUGUAAAACAAUCAAUUGGUGGCAAUUUGUAAGGAGCGGGGAAGGAUGGUGAAUGCCAAUUGGCGUUUGGCUGCGAAUGAGAUAAAAACGGGGGAUUUAUUGGAAAGAAGGCUAAAGCGAGUUUGACUUCUGGUGGUAACGGUGUGCAACGGAGCUUUUUAUUUACUCCAUAUCUUGCUUACAAUAGGAUUAACCACUCUGAAAAGGGAAAACUAUUUGAUAUUUUUAUUAUUAUUUAUUUAUUUAUUUAUUUUAUUUAUUUAUUUUGUUUUUCAGGCCGUAGAUCAGGGACGAAUCUAUGCUCUUCGUUACGAACUGUGCGACGGGUUGGCGAGAUCACCGGAUCUUACAGACAAAGAUCCUCGACGCGAAAUGUGGAACUUUUUUUCUCCUAUAGCUCUGUUUGCAUCUAAGCCCGUUAGCCAGGGAAAGAACGAGCUUGUUCCAGUGGCUAUUCAAAUGGAUUUUACUCCUGGUAUGUAUGAACCUUUUUUCUACUGACAAGAAUCUACACAGAAAAAAAUUAAAUCCUUUUACAUUAAAUACUUCAUGUAUUAGACCGCGAGUGGUUUCUCAGAGUCACGCACAUCGAGUGAAAAAAAAAAAGCAAAUAAAUGGCAAAAUAUGAGGAGAGAUUAGGGCAGAGAGAGGAAAAAGAGCGCUUAUUUUUCGUUCUCAGGGGUAUCCGCCCUCGUUCCUCAAACCGUUUUUCGACAAGGAGGCUCGGCCCCAAGUUUCUAUUCCAACCUCCUGUUUUCGUCGGAAAGUACCCGUUUCGUAUAUCUUCUAUUGAAAAGUGGUACCCUUCCACAUAACCUGUAUAGAACUUUACGUCCCUUUCAACCUUUUGCAAAUACGCUCUUCUUAAGAUAUGAAUGACCUCAAACCAGAACGUUUUCUCGAUUUUUUCGCAGCCAUACAGACCAAAAUGACAUAAUUCCCUACCCUUUUCAAUUAUGCUUCUACUAGUAAAAUUCUUACUAUUUCAUAUACCCAAUGCCUAAAAAAGGUAUCCCUCUCGGGCGUAGCCUCCUCGUAUAGCCCAUUAUAGGAUGUAAUCUCCCCCCCACCCCGGGUUAACAAUCUCACCCAGCUACGCUGGCUCUCAUGAUAUCAGUGAUAUCAGUGACAUUGCACAUGUCAAGAGAUGUCAACUGGUAAACUGGUGUUUGUAAACUUUGCUUAGAUUCAGCAGUUUACACUCCAAAUGACGGAGACAAUUGGAUGAUGGCCAAGCUCAACGUUCAAGUAACUGACAUAGGAUAUGCGCAGAUUGUGGAGCACCUCGGAAGGAUAUGAUCAAUUUUCAGCAAGGUUCGGUCAUACUUGUCUCAGCAAAAUAUUAAUUGUAUUUGCCAAGCUAAGUGAUAGCAAGUCAGUAAGUUAGCCAUGCGUGGACACCAAUUUCAAUUUUGCCUUAUGCGCACUCUUGCAGGUCGAAGAAAACAAGCAUUUCGGAGUACAAAGCUUUUUAAUGUCCAAUGGUGUUUUAGAGUGUUAAAAGGGCGUAUUUUAAGAUUUAACUUCUUUUUUUAGGUCCACUUUAUGGUCGAGCCAUUCUGCGUAAUUCUUAAAAGGACUCUGUCAAAACAGCAUCCACUGAACCAAAUCCUCAGGUUUCACUGCAGAGAGCUGACUGUUCCAAAUACUUUUGGAGUUCCCAACCUUGUAAACGAAAACGGACUCACAGAUCGACUGUUUGCGUAUGGAAACAAGGGGUCAUUCAGAAUGCUUAAAGACACAUAUCCUUUAUCCACUUGGGAAAUAACCGACUACCGAGGCAAUAUUAAGGUACGUCAGUAGAACUCGCCUGUGAAUGAAGCUUUUGUUGCAAUUUACUACAUAUUUGGUACAAAAUUAUCAUCAAGAAUUCCCUUUGACUCGUCAUAAUGUAACCCUAACCAGUUUAUUCUGUUUAAAGAUCAACACAAAUAUUAAGUUGACACACUGUCUAUACGUGAACCUGAAAGAAAUGCAGCUGUGGAAAGCAGGUUCUCUAUUAGAUUUCAGAACGCAACAACAGGGAAAAGUUGCUUUAAAAACACACCUAUAAACAGUAGACGAUUCAGAGUAAGAACUGUGACCUGCGUAUUGCAAUUUCACUGAAAGCUUGUUGAAAGUGCCCAUAAUAUUUUAUUAAUUCGUACGCGACAAUCUCAUUAGCCUGCGUAAAACAAUCGUUUCUCCUCGUUCCUUGCGGCUUGGGACGUUUCAUCAGGCGAGGCGUCCGCACCCCAGUGACAGAAAUUCCUGCUAAUGACGUAAAAUCUGCCUGGAAUCUGGGUAGGAGCUCUGAUUGGUGCACGUUGUCGUUAUACUGUUUUAGCUAGUGUUUACCAAUGACAGACAAAAGACCACAAAGGUCAAAUGAAUCUUUUACAAAACAGUCAAUAUUCGUGGAACAUAUUCUUCUCUAGAAGAAGCGUUUGAGUUUUGCUGCAGUUCGUUCACAGAUGAACGCAAACUUACCAAAAUUGACCAGGAGAAACAUAAAAUCGAACAAAUUUGCAUUUGGAACCUCAUGACAACCGGAUUAGCCUGUGAACAGCCUCCCCUCCCCUUAGGGAAAAAUUGGGGAGAUCUCUCUCUCUCUCCCCGAUUUUUUCUAAGGGGAGGGGGGCGUUUGUACACAGGCUACUACAGGAUUUAUUACAUUAAUUUACGUCAUUUCUGUCCCUGAGACGCAGACGUUCCUCCUGUAUAAAAGCUUAAUUAACAACGCAAACUGCAUUGCAAAGAAAUCUUUACUCAUUAAGCAAACGGAGAACCUUAUCUACCUAUCUUAAUUCACUAGAAACGAGGACUCGAUGAUGAAAGACUUCUUCCCUUCUUUCCUUUUCGAGAUGACGGCUAUAAGAUUUUGGAAGUCAUUGAACAGAUGGUGAAGGAUUACGUUACAAUGUAAGCCAGCACACUAAUGUAAUAGAUAGAAUAAAAUGAAAGGACAAUCUUUGUCUCAUAUUAGGAGCACCCAAUCGAGCCGUUUACCAUUUUCCUUCCAGUACAAAAGCAAAUAUUUAAUAUGCGUCUUUGUUUCAUUCUCUUUAUUUCAAUCACUGAAGAUAGCAGGCUACUGUUUAGCAGUUGUACUUGGUUUGUCGUCAGGGCUAGAUGUAAUUCAUUCAACGCAGUAUUUUAAUGAAGCAAUGUCACUGUUUUUUAAUCCUGUGUUAAAGUCAUUAGUUAGUGCCUCUACCCAUCCAUAACAUGGCCUUCAGGGUUAUGAGAAGUUAUCAAACAAAUUUUAUCAGAGACAAAUAAUCAUAGUAGUUUUCUUGGUGACAUUUGCUGGCAAUGGCGUUAAAACGGACUUGAAAACAAACGUUGGCCCAACUUUUUUUAAGUUUGAUCCAUAUCCAUCCUUCCUAUCCUUAGUAACAGAAGGCAGAAGACAGUUUCAAUGCCUAUGAAUCUUCAAUAACGAUGAAAUUAGGGCAUUAUUUUUGGAAUUCAUUUAACGCAAAGAUACGUUUCAGCUCUUUAAAAAGAUAGCAAAUAGCUUGACAAAGAUCAUGUACCAGCCUCUAUUUGGCCAUCUUUCAAGUAACAUCACUACAUACGCUCAAGCGAAUCAUAAAAGGCCAUUUAAUUGUCAAGGAGCAGAACGUGAAACCCAUUUAACUAAACACUCAGCCUUAAACCCAAUAACGUGAACAAAACCAACAACCUUGGUCUUACGCAAAUUGAUAAUAUGUAAUUUUAUAUUUACUUAGGUAUUAUGAGGACGACAAAGACGUAAAGGAAGAUACGGAACUUCAAGAUUACGUCAAUGAACUGUCUCUAGACGGAACAGGGCCGAAUGGCGGCAUUGGCAGGGUAAAGACUAUAUAAGAUAUAUCAAGGACAACCAACGACUUUUUUUCCGUAAAAUUACUGUUCGAAGCAGUAGUUAUUGCCCAGAAAUCUCUUAUAGGUAACCGUUCCAUUGAUAUAUUAAGCUCUAAAAUUCCGAAUAUCCUAUUUUCAAGGUUUUUUCCUAACUCGUACACCUUUUGGAAGUUGAGUUUUUCACAUAUUACUACCAAGAUAUUGACUUUACAGUUAAUAAAAAGGUCCCUGGAAAUUUCAUUACAGAGGCAAAACGUACUCUAGAAUUUCUAUACUUCUAAUGAAAAUACGGCUAUUUCAUGUCCUCGAAAUUUCGUCUGGAGCCAUCGGGGUAGAAACAGUUUCGGAUGAGACGGAAAACCUAGCUAAAACUUUACAGACGUUGUCCAAAGUUCCCCUAAGACAUCCAAACGGAUAAGUAGUUUUUUGACCAGCUCCAAAUAACGCAAAAAGGCUUCUAAAGCGAAGAGAAAAUCAUUUUAGACACCUCUGACGCAUUUGAAAACAUUCGGUCGUUGGGUGAUAUAUUCCAAGAUAAGAUGAAAAAAAAAAAGCGUAUUUUCAUACCAAUGAUAAUUACUUGCUCAGACAUCGAAAGAAAAUAUUUCAUUCUUCAUUCUGUUCGAGGGCUUUGCAAAACAGCAUGCACAGAGCAUUCGUAACGAAAAAUCUCGGACACAGAGAAAAACAGUUCAUCAGUCUACAUUACUUAUACAAGAAUUUUUUCAGGUGUCCCUGUGUAUAUUUUACCUAUUACUGUGUUUCCCAACGUUAAACAAAGGUAGUGAAACAUGCGAAACACAACUUUUCAGAAUCACAAACAUUUAUUUCUUUGCUUGUUCUUUCCCUUAAAAAUCUAAAAUCUUCCUCCUGAUCGGAACUUGGUUGUACAGCCAGUUCUGCGAAAGCUAAAAGUAGAUGUGGUAGCCUACGCCACCGUUUAAACUAAACUCUGCUUAAAACCGUCUGCGAAACAGAUUCGAAAUCUUUGCCCUGGGGCCUCACCUGUGUUACCUGAAGACUUGAGUACGUUCCAUGAUUGGCCUGUUAAAAAAGGCAUCGUCGAAAUACAAAUAAGGUUGAAAGAAAAUUCGAAACGCACUUCUGGUAAUUUGUUGAAACCGCUGGGGCCCGGGACAAGGGUAUCGGCGCCGCUUCGCAGACGUUACUAACUGAAAUCAGAUAACGUCUACGACGCAGGCUAGGGAUAUGGGAAAUUGGGGGGAAAACAGUGUGUUAAGGCAAAGAAUUUGGACAGGGAGAGAGAGAAUUCAGUCAAAAACAUUAGGAAAGAUCCAGUCUCGGGCAGACAACAGUGUUGGUGCUUCUCAGAGAAUUCGGUGAUUUCAGAGUAUUUCUGUCAUUCAACUGAAUCAAGAGACAAUUGCUACUACUGACAAUUAGGACAUUUCAGACUGCAGUAGUUAAGAAAUCCACUUGUGUUCUUGUGUUAUUAUUUAAAACAGAUUCAAGGUUUUCCUAAAAGCAUCGGUACCAAGAGGGAGCUUUGCGAAAUUCUAAGUCGCUUUCUCUCCCACGUGACGAUAUACCACGCUGCCGUUAAUUACGUAGUAGUUGACUAUGGACAAUACAUUCCAAACCAACCGACCAAGCUUUACAAUGACUCCAGGGUAGAAGUGGGAGAAUUUUCGGUUUACCGCCUACCAAACAGGCUGACAACUGCGGUAAGUGGGAUUCUUAUUAUGUAACAUUGUUAUUUUCUUUAUUUUAACAUCGAAAGUUUCCUUGACAAGAAACGCAUUCUAUCUGAGCAUCAAUGUAUUUAACGCGAAAGUACUAUUUGGGGACACUAUUUUUUACGUUUCCAACUGGAGAUGCGGCCGCUAUCUUACAUGAUCAUCCCAGCUAUGCGAAGCAGUGUAAUCGCUUGCAAUGCAAAGGGAGUACCUUAGUCUUUAAGGUCCGGGGAAUCGAACCAGCGACCUCCGCUCGGUCGACUGAACUAAUCCUGCUGCAGUUAUAAAAAGAAAUGAAGAGCAAAAAAAUGUAGGUGUCAAAGUUAUAGUUUUCAUACCUCAAUAGCUAUUAGUGACUUCUCGGUAGUUGUAAUUAAUGAAACUUCGUCAUCAAAAUCUGUGCUAUAAAAGUUUUCCUCCGACAACUUGAUGUUUUGCAUUGAUUGGAAUUUCAUACUCAGUCCGUUCUUUGGAGCAUCACCUUCUGUGUUUAGUGUAUUCCAGAACAGACCAUGAUGACAUUGUUAGUCUAAGUUUAAAUUAUUGUGUUUGGAAAUUUCAGAUCCAUUCCAGUGCUUUCAAUACGCUUGGAAUAUUCCGCCUCGACCGCUUGUUUGACUACGGCAACUCCCUUGAGGAUACCGACGCUGUCAAUCUUGUUAAUCGUUACUAUAGUAAGCUAAUGCAAGAUGUCCAACCUAAAUUACAGAGUCUAAACCGGAAAAGGAAGGAUGGCGGAGAUCUGACCUAUCCUUAUUUUAUUCCCAAGUGGUUGCCGAACGGAAUUCAGACAUAAUCCACACAUUUUUGCAAUUUUGACAUCAUUGAGGGGGGGCAUAAGGGUUUUCGGUGAUGGGGUUUUGCUAGAUUUUUGGUGCGGUUUUUCGGAAAUUUUUAUUUCAAGUUGCGGUAUUGCGGUUUUACCAAACCAAGCGGUUUACGGUAUUCAGAAAUUUUCGGGUAAUUUCAAUGAUGUGCGGUUUCAGUUAUGUUAUUCUGAACGGUGUUUAUAGGUAUUUCUGUGUGGUUUUGCGGUAUUCGUACCCCCAGUCUCACAGUUUUACAAUUAACUGGCCAAUGUAAUACUCAUAGCGCAUCUUGCGAGGAACAGCACGUAAAUUAUAAUCCUCAUUUGUUGUAGAAGGGUUCACUCUUAGGGAAAUCCUUUGAGAGUGCAUGAAAUAUUGUGUGUUGUUAAUGUGUGUUUAACAUAAAGAGAUCGCAUGACUUGUACCACACUUACUAGUGAUGUGAUAUAAACUUGAAAUUAAAGAGCA
Messenger RNA from Porites lobata, 10460 nucleotides. The record is from the annotation of a GenBank genome assembly. Lineage: Eukaryota; Metazoa; Cnidaria; Anthozoa; Scleractinia; Poritidae.